GUAAAAGUCGUAAUUUGUCAAUGUUCCCCUGGAAAAACAUUGAAAAUUGUGCAAAAUCAUCGCUUUAAAUUGCCAAAAAUAUGCAAAAUAGUGAUCUUUAGUGCUAAUAAGCGGAACAACAACUCGCGAUCGUGUUAAAUUGCGCGAAAAUUGUGUGAAAAUUGAGAAAAUAAAUAAAAUCAAUACACCCCCAUAGAGUCCAAAUAGAUUUUUUUUGUCGUGUGUGUGUAUGUACCGUUGUGUGAGUGUGUGUGUGUGUAUAAAAGAUAAAACCCAUAUACACACGAAAAAUUUAUAUUGAAAAGGAAGUGAAAUAAACACACAACUUUACUUUAAAUUUAUGAUUCAACAUCUCGCUACGAAAAUUUUUAUGCAUUCAGCUGCUUUACCAUUGAAAAAUAUAAAAUAAUAAAAAAAUAUAUAAAAAAAAAUAUGAAAAAAUUAUAAAGAAAAAUAUUUAGAGUGCAUUUGCAUAAAAAAAAGUGUUCAAAAUUCCUCUAUUUUGUGUGUGUUUGUGACAAAUUGUGAUGGAAAACAUGAAAAAAAUUAUUCACGAUAAAUAAAUAAUGUGCAUUAAUCUGUGAAGUUAUCAUCAUCAAACAACUAUAUACAACAAAAAGCAAGGCAGAGAAAAAAUCUACACACACACAAACGUCCAUAUAUAUCUUUGUUAUUGCACUGCUGUAAUAAUUGUUAGUCAAGAUAAAAAAUAUAUAUUUACUCACAUUCAACGUAAUACAGGGUGUUUCUUCUUCAAUGUUAACAAUCAACUACUAAAAAAUAAAAAUACGUAAAAUAAAUGUAAAGCCGUCUUAGAAGCAACAACAAAAAAAAAACAUUAAAUUUUAAUCAAAACGUGAAGCCAGAAGAAGUGAUGAAUUCAGGUCACGCUGCAUCUGUGCGUCAUCCGUAUAUGCGAGGAGGAUUGGGAGCUGGUUCGAGAUCACGCACGCGAAAUCCGUUUCAGCAACACAACAAUAGCAACAACAACAUUGACGGAGGCAAUAACAGCGGCAAUUCGCAUCACACACAACGAAAUGGAGGCAACAAUCAAUGGUUUGGCAACAAAGAGGACCAAUAUUACGGAGCUGAUAAUGUUGUUGGGAGUAAAGAUACACAAGUUGUUUCUAGUUUGCAUUCUACUACUGUAACAUAUCCAAAACAAAUUUCCGCCCCUCACGACUUAACCACGAGUGUUAACCAUCACAAUAAUCAUCACCAAAACCAUCACAAUAAUAAUAACAAUAAUAAUUCACGAGUUGUUGUUCCCAUUAUUAAUAAUAAUAAUCAAAUAUCUACCUCUGAGCCUACUUCUGCCGCAAAUAACGCUAUCAUAACAAUAGACUUAACUGAACGCGACACGCGCAACUACUUGAGUAUUAGUCAGAAUAAUUUAGAUGAUGGCGUUCUAAUACAAAGUCAUACUAAUAAUACAAAUAGAUCUCAGCAAUCGUCAUCGGCAUCGUCGUCAGGCGGCGGCGGAGGAAUGCAUCAUCAUCGCGCCGGACCAUCCUCUAGUCAUUCGAGCCAUGUAGAUUUGCGGCGUAACAACAAUAACAAUAAUAAUAGUAAUAGUUACAAUAAUGGACCACCGGAUCGUCGAAUGCACAUGGGCAAUCAGGAUAGACAUUCGUAUCAUAACAAUCACAAUCAUAUGGAACCACAUUCAUCAAGAAGCAUGGAUCUAGAUUCGAGAUCGAUGCACUUUAAUGGCAAUAAUCGCGACAGAUAUAAUAAUCAUAACAAUAACCUAAGUAACUCAAGCAAUAACGGAGGUCCAAGUAACGGAGGCAACGCAAGCAGUAGCUCACACAAUAACAGCAAUAACAACCCAAAUGGGCUUCUCAACAAAUCCGACAGUCCUUCACGGAAACGUCGUCGAAUUUCGCGUUUGCCAAGCCAAUCGCCGCCCACAGUUUGGGAUCAACGUCGUUCGCCACGCAACCAACAAGCACAAUUCCAAAUACAAAAUCAUCAAUCCCACCAUUUGUCGCAACAACAAAAUAAUAAUAACAAUAACAACAGCAACGGAAACAGUUCUAACAACUCGCAAUCGAUGAUGCAACAACAAAUGCUCCCGAUUCGACGACCUCGAUAUCGUGACGGACCAUCGUCUCGUGUUUGGGAUCAUCCGAUUCAAUCGUUACAGCAACAGCAGCAGCAGCAACAACAGCAAUCGGCACAAGUUCAUUCGCAAUCCGUUCAAGCAGCUUCGCAACCCAUGAUGAUGGAUAUCAACCAAGUUCCUAUGAAUUUGCCUCUCGGAGGACACGAUCAUCCCAUGUUUGCUACAACAGCUGCUGCUUAUUCGACAGGACCUGCUCACAUUUCUAUUUGUUCGGGACAUCCGACAGCGCCUCAUUUACCUCCAUGCCAAAUCCCAUUGCAAGUUUAUCCGCCAGCAACGUUCCAACCGCAGCAUUUCACGGGAUUUCAAACUCAACAACUUGCGCCGCAAAAUAAUUACGAAGCUUCGCAUCAUUACAGACAUCAUCAUGCCCAUCAAAUUCCCGUUCAUAUGCAAUCACAUGGCAACGGAUUGAUGUUGGAUCACGGAUUCGAGCAUGCGGCGAGCAUUCAUCAAACUACGCCGCAAUUACAAGCAGCGAAUGCGGCAGCAGCUGUUGUCGCCAUGACAAACGCCGCACAUCAUUUACAUUCCCAACAACAAGCACAAGCAAUGUCACAUUUACAACCACCGCAGCCUAUUUUCAUUACCACAGAUAGCCGUCCCAGUCACAUCGAUUUAUUGCAUCGACACACACGACGUAUACCAAUGCCUCGUCGUAGUUUACGCUUUGGAAAUUGGGUGCCAUCGCCAUCAAAUGCCCAUUCUCAUCAUCCAAGAAGUGUUCAAGUUCCGACCCAUCAACGCCCUCUCGCCAUGCAAGCAAGUAUGCAUUCCGCAGGCAUCUUGCUGAACUUCCUAACCAUGUAUCCAUUGCCAUUCCAUCACACGGAUCUCAAUUCCGGCGAAUCAAGCGAAGAAAAUUACGAGGCGCUAUUGAGUCUCGCCGAGAGACUUGGAGAAGCAAAACCGCGUGGAUUGACGCGUGCUGAAGUUGAUCAACUGCCGAGUUACAAAUACGAACCCGAAACUCACACAGGAGAUCAAACAUCAUGCGUUGUUUGCAUGUGUGACUUCGAAGCUCGCCAAUCGUUGCGUGUACUGCCAUGCUCUCACGAAUAUCAUGCGAAAUGCGUUGAUAAGUGGCUUAGAUCAAAUCGCACGUGUCCCAUUUGUCGAGGAAAUGCGUCAGAUUAUUUCGAUACAGCUACAACAACGACAUCAUCAUCUGCCGGAUCAUCGGGAUCUUCGUCGCCAUCAUCCUCAACUUCGUCAACAUCUGCAUCAUCAUCGCCCGCAACAACUACAGGAACAAAUACUGCUGCCACUUCUACUUCGGCUCCCGCAGUAACGAUUGAAAGCUUAUAAAAAUUGUUAACCCGCACAAGAAAAAAACUAAAAAAUGUAAAACUUGCAAAUCUUGUUGAUGAAAAAUAAUCUGUGUAGCGAUAAACCAAUAAUAAUAAUAAAUUUAAAACUAUUUCGUCUACUUUAAUGUUCAAACAAACGCUCAGCCAAUAUAUUUCGUAAUAAAAAAUAUACAAUUAAUUAGUGAUAGUGAACAAAAAAAAAUUAAAAAAUAAUUAUUAAUCAAAGUUUCAAAACCAAAACUAAAAAAAAAACAAUAAGACAAAUUUAAAUGUUGCUUUUUAAUGUAUACGUCAAUAAUAAGACAAAACGAGACAAAAAAAAAAUGUAUGAGGCUCAUUAGAACUGCAGUUACCCUCUUUUUCUAUGAUAUAAGCGUCUAACUUUUAGAAUAACAAAAUAUUAUUAAAAUAAUUAGUUUAUUACACAAAACACAUAGAAAAAAUCACGUAAAAACCACACAAAAAAUGAGUAGCAAUUUUUGAUAUUCUAAAUGAUGAUUAAUAAAUUUAUAUAUAUAUUUAAAUAGGUAACCAACAAAUCGCCAUACACAAAAAAAAAACACGUAAGAGCUUGAUUUGGAUUAAUUGAUGAUUGAUUUUUUGAUAUUAUUCCAAUCCUAUAUAAAAUAUUUAAAAAAAUUAUUAUUUUCUUAAAAUAACUGUACUGU
Molecule: messenger RNA, 4106 nt
Organism: Culicoides brevitarsis
Lineage: Eukaryota; Metazoa; Arthropoda; Insecta; Diptera; Ceratopogonidae
Gene: mura
Product: RING finger protein 44
Exons: 8
Coding region: 875-3436 (853 amino acids)
Biological process (GO): protein ubiquitination
Molecular function (GO): ubiquitin protein ligase activity
Source: RefSeq, a predicted model, not a curated record